Messenger RNA from Dermatophagoides pteronyssinus (European house dust mite), 486 nucleotides. RefSeq lists its product as uncharacterized. The record is from RefSeq and is a predicted model, not a curated record. Lineage: Eukaryota; Metazoa; Arthropoda; Arachnida; Sarcoptiformes; Pyroglyphidae.
AAAGUCUUUUGAUUGAUUGAUUUUAACAACAAAGUAAAAUAUUUUAUUGUUUCCCAAAUUAUGGCUCGUAUUACCAUCAUCAUCAUCAUCAUUAUUCUACCUUUGGUCAUUACUUCGGAUCAUUUGAUAAUCAACUGUCAACGAUCAAUUCGUAUGGAAGGUGAUGAAUGUAAAAACAAUGAAGACAUGGAAUGUCUUGAUCGACAUGUGAACGAAUUAUUUGUCAACAUAAAUCGUUUCUACAGUCCAAAUACUGGUUACAUCGACAUAAGCUAUCUAAAUCAUCCUUGGUACAAUUCGACAAUCAAAUUUGAUCUAGCUACUGCUUUCAAAUGUAUCGAUAAUAUUUCUCCGUUGGAUAAUUAUGAGGACGAAGAAAAAACAAUAAUACGUUCAUUCCCAUCUCGCUUAUUGAAUUGAUUAUUAAUUAUUAAUUGUUUGAAUUUAUCAUUUUAUUUUUUUAUUUUUUAAAAUAAAGUAUUGAUU